AUGUCCUGUGUUUUCACACUCAUCGCAGCUCAGGACACACUUAUAGACAGAGCUGUGAGGCUGAUGUCUGAGACCCCUCUCAUCGAUGGCCAUAAUGAUCUGCCUUGGCAACUGAGGAAGCAGUUCAACAACCAGCUCAAGAAUGUGGAUCUGUACAAAAUCAACAAUACUCACACCAGCAUCCCCAAAAUCCAAAAGGGGCGGCUGGGAGCGCAGUUCUGGUCCGCCUAUGUUCCGUGUGACACACAGUAUAAAGAUGCAGUCAGACAGACUCUGGAGCAGAUCGACGUCAUCCACAGGAUGUGUCAAAAAUACCCAGAGGUCUUCAUGUUUGCCACCAGCAGCCAAGGUCUCAUCUUUCUGCACCACAUAGACAUCAUGGAGGCCUUCAACCAGAACAAGACAGCUAGUCUGAUUGGGGUGGAGGGGGGUCACUCCAUUGAUAGCAGUCUGGGCACCCUGCGCACCAUGUACCAUCUAGGGGUCCGCUACCUCACCCUCACACACUCCUGCAACACACCCUGGGCAGAUAACUGGCGUGUUGACAGCGGAUCAGAUCCAUCUGAGCAUGACGGCCUGUCUCCCUUUGGCAAGCAACUGAUUGUGGAAAUGAACCGUCUUGGGAUGCUGAUUGACCUGGCCCAUGUCCCUGUGAAAGUGAUGAACCAAGUGCUGGACAUGUCCCAAGCCCCGGUCAUCUUCAGCCACUCCUCUGCCUACACAGUGUGCAACCACAAGAGGAACGUGCCCGAUGACAUCCUCAUGAGGGUGAAAGAGAAGCAAGGCAUCGUCAUGGUCAACUUCUACAAUGACUAUGUCACCUGCAGCAAGACUGCUAAUCUCUCCAACGUUGCUGAUCACUUUGACCAUAUCAAGAAGGUGGCUGGACACACCAUCAUUGGUUUUGGUGGAGAUUAUGACGGAGUGACAAGAGUGCCGCAGGGUCUGGAGGAUGUGUCCAAGGUGCCUGACCUGGUGGCUGAACUGCUGAGGAGAGGCUGGACUGAUGAGGAGGUCAAAGCAGCUCUGGGAGACAACUUGCUCCGGGUCCUCAAAGAGGUGGAGAAAGUCCGUGACAACCAAAGCAGGACUCCUCCAGAUGAUGUGCCUAUUCCCUAUGAUGAAGUGGAGAACUCCUGCAGGACCAGCUAUGGUUACCCCGAGUCCAGCAGCGCUGCAGCCGUCCAGCCUCUCUGCUCGCUGGCCCUUCUGCUCACUCUGGCUCUGCACAGUCUGAUCACGGCCUGGUAGACUGCAUAUGUCACCUCCCUCUAUCUGUGCACAAAAUACAUAUACAUCGAUUUAAGAUUGCUGGGAUUGUUAUUUUUCUUCUUUGUAUUUCUUUUUCUUUCUUUUUGUCUCACUGUAUCUGGAUCUCUAAAACUGUAACAGUGACAGCCACCAGACUGACAACAUAGCUCCCAAAUCUCACCUACUACACAGGCAACAGAAAUGACAUCAACUGGCCAGAUGGUGGCGCUAUAUUAAACAAUUUCACAUUUUGGCCGAACAUGCUGUAACAUCAUGCACAUCUCUCACAUCAGCACAUUCAUCGCAUUGAGCUGGAUCUCAUGGUGCAGGCCAUACCCACAUAGCACCAAUGAUUUUUGCUUUUGCUCAGGGUAGUUGUUGUGCAAUUACUGUAUGAUGACCCAAUUUGUUGUGCAUAAUCUCUGGCCUCUCAAAACAAGAAAAAGGUUGCCAAAGGAUUUUUCAUAUUUCUAACCUUUUUGCUGCAAUGUG
Messenger RNA from Myripristis murdjan (pinecone soldierfish), 1743 nucleotides. RefSeq names its product dipeptidase 1 (gene dpep1). Gene Ontology annotation, biological process: proteolysis. The record is from RefSeq and is a predicted model, not a curated record. Gene Ontology annotation, molecular function: metallodipeptidase activity. Bases 1 to 1251 code for a protein of 416 amino acids. The transcript is spliced from 10 exons. Lineage: Eukaryota; Metazoa; Chordata; Actinopteri; Holocentriformes; Holocentridae.